UGGCAGGAAGCCUCUGAAAAACAAUCCUACUGGCUGUAAUGAGCAACGCAUGCAGACAGGAAGGUCUCUGAAAAACAACCCUACCGGUUAUAAUGAGCAAUGCAUGCACACAGGCACACAGGCACCAUAAUGGGAGUGGGCCAGGGCUUUGUUCAGUGGGCCAGAACAGUGGAGCCUCACGUGACAUUUUGCUGGUACAGUAUAUGAAACAUGAGAGAGCUCAGUCAGCAGAGCAAGACAAGUGCUUCCUCAGAAAAACCACAUCCUCCCUUUCAGUGAGCAAACAAAAAAAGUGUCGACAUCUCUCUACUCUUCUUCCUCCUCCUCUUCCUCUCACUCUCUAUCUUUCUCUGGCUUGUCGCAUGCACAUCAGUCAUCGAAUACUUACACCGGCACAUUUGACAUCUUGGGUGCACGUGUUAACGUUCACACUGGUGGUGAGUUUCAUAUAGCCUGUGAAUACAGAUCUGAGUCUGCAUGUAGAUUUUCUGUUUCAAGUCAAGUGAAGAAUAUCUUAUUUGUUAACUAAUCUGUUUACUUCCUCACAACAACCUCAACAUGUUCCUGGCAAGUUCUUAUCAAACGUAGCCUACUAAUCAUUUUGGGCAAGCAGCCCAAUACUGAAACCUCAAGAUAAGCAUGACCAGGUCUGCUCUCAGUCACUUCAGAGUUAUUUUAAUGCUCAGUCAUCUCUCCUCCAGUCAUCCCAGUAGUCUGUUUGAGUCGAGAGCCACACUGGGGCCACAAAGGCAGCCCCUUUUACAACACUGCCUCCUCAACCUUAAAGGCCCCGUUUUCACAGUUGACAGGAGGUCACGUGUUGUGGCCUGGUUUCUGUGAAAAAUGACGAUGGUGAGAACAUGACAGCUGAAUAGUGGACGUGCCGAGAUGAAGAAUAGCUGCCGCUCAGUGUCUAACUCAGUUUAAAGAGGAUCUAUUAUGCUUUUGUGCUCUUUUUUUCUCUUUCCUUUAGUGUGUUAUAUUGUUUUUUUCUGCAUGUGAAAGGUCGGCAAAGUUACAAAGUCAUCGCCAAAGGGAGUUACUCUCCCCCACAGAAACACUGCUCCUGAACUUCCUGAAACGCCUUGAUUGAAGUCCCACAUUUUCUCCCGUAACGUAGUGAUGUCACCAAGAAACACAUUUGCAUAAUACCUGCCUAGCGGUUAGUUUUGCACGCCCUCAAAAAAAGCUAGUUAGAGCGGAGCUGAAGCGCAGCCCGAAGAGCUUGGUUCACUUGACCAAUCACGACAGAGUUUGGUUCAGUUGACCAAUCAGAGCAGACUGGGCAGCAGCACAGCCGGUACGAGAAAAAUAAAGCAUUUUUUAACCAUUGGAGCAUGUAAACAUGUUCUAGUAGAAACCCAAAAUACAAGUAUGAACCUUAAAAUAAGCAUAAUAUAUCCUCUUUAAGAUUAAGAUGUUUCUGAAGUGGAGACUGUUUGAUUUUUUUUUUUAAUUAAAUAAAAAAGACACUAGCGGUGAAUGAAAAGAAGUGUUUGGGGAAGAUCUUACCACUAAUCAACUAAAAUGUUCUAACACUUACAAAGUUAAUACUGGAAUAGAAGGAAUUUCCCAAACACUCAUUACUUAUUACAUUACAUUGGUGGACAGAUACUCAUCUUCAGAAAGUAUUACACACAAACAAUGCAGUUAGGAGUAGUUAAAACAACAAUAUGUUGCAUGUCACUAAUAAUGAAGGCAGACAUAUCAGAUCAUUCUUACAGUUAUAUCUUGAUAUCUGAAUUUUUCACACGUAAGAUUAAUGCCAGAUGAUUAAUGUCACUUGUGGUACAUUUGGUAUUGUUGAUAGAAAUCUCUUUUUAUUGCUCACUCCUGUCCUAUGUGUCAUACAAUUUCAGAGCAGCUCAUUAGAAUAAUGUAAUUUCUUAGAAUAAUGUUUAUCUCCUCAACAACUUUCUGUAAGAGCAACAGGUUGUACUUGUAGUCAAAUGAGUGUAUGAUAUUUCACUGAAAUUGCCUUCUAAGUCUAAGAAGGAGAGAAAGAGAUGGAUGUAAGAGAGAGAUUGCUUGCAGGCAAAAGAUUGAUUUUGGAUAAAACGAGAGAGAUGGUGCCUGUGGAAAAAAGUGGAGGCUGGAGGAGGGCAUGUUUUUGUGCACAGAGCCAGGGGGUCGCAGCAAAAGACAUAGACAGGAUGAGAGAGCGGGGCAGAGAGAUCUCAAAGACAGUCGUUGAAAUGUUAGGCUUUCAUAAUGAGUCAUCGCUGACAUUUUAUGAAUAAUCCCCUGACACACUUCUGGUCCACUGCUCAGUCGCACACUCAGAGGGUCCCAGCAGGUCACAUCUCGUCUCACCUCCUCGUCCACGAUGCAGCCACUCUAUUAUUUUGCUUUUACUUUCCUGUGCAGUCUCUCUUUCCUCUCUCCUGUGCUUUCCAAUAACUGCAGUGACAGACACUAUGCCUGGCCAGUGAACAAUCCCUACCUUUGCUGUGAAAAGUGCCCACCAGGUACACGUAACGCUGGUCGUCCAGACAAAGAGUCUUGUGGUAUAAAGUGUGAACCUUGCAGUGGUAAACGGUUCACUGAUACCUACAACGUGGAGCUGAGCUGCCAAAUUUGUAAAAACUGCGAUGAAACAAACAUGGAGUAUAGGUCAAACUGUACCACCACUCAUAACGCCGUGUGCGGAUGUAAAGAUGGCUACAGAUGCAUAGACCAACCCUGCAUACAGUGUGAGCUGAUACCAACAACCACCAUCAAAACCACACUCCCUCCGUCCACUACAGCCCUGAUAUCUGUAGCCCUCACCACAUCACCUUCUCAACCAAUCAGAGAUACGGUGUGGUUCCUGGUGAUAAUCGCCCUCCUAUGUGCAGGAAUUGCUAUCGUUGCUGUAACAAAAAUCAAGCCCUUUCUGCGCUGGAUCAAAUUGAAUCACGGCUACUUUUGGGAACCUGCACCACUAUGCUCCGACUCUGAGGAUGGAGACGUAUCCAAGCCUAUCCAGGAAGUGCUUGGGAAAUGUGAUGUGUGAGUUAAAGAGCCUGAACUUGGAUGAGCAAGAAUUUUACAUGCGAACAUUUAGUGCAAAGCACUCUCUCUCGCUGCUUUGGAAAUUUGGGGCAAAUGUUGCUCGGCCCGUGCUGAUGGGUGGAAGCACAUAAAAUGUUAAUUUCAAGACUGAUGCUGUUUUCUGGGAGGAAACGUGACUGUUCGACAUCUGAGACGUUAAGAUGAUAAAAGUGUAUGACAACACAGAGAUAAAGAAUCUGAAAGACACUGAAAAUACAGAGUGGGACAUUGUAACAGUCGUGCACGAGUUAGAAAUUGUGUGGUACGUUGCUAAAUGGUGGUAUUGUACGGCUUUACUUUUAUAGGUGUAUAUAUAUAAAGAGAUUUUUCAGAUCAUAAAUAUCAAUUGUGAAUUCAAAAUAAAAAUUUUAUUGUAA
Sebastes umbrosus (honeycomb rockfish) is the source of this 3410-nucleotide messenger RNA. It is a transcript of the gene cd27, whose product is annotated as CD27 molecule. Lineage: Eukaryota; Metazoa; Chordata; Actinopteri; Perciformes; Sebastidae. Gene Ontology annotation, molecular function: protein binding; tumor necrosis factor receptor activity. Gene Ontology annotation, biological process: activation-induced cell death of T cells; necroptotic signaling pathway; regulation of stress-activated MAPK cascade. Bases 2327 to 2995 code for a protein of 222 amino acids. The record is from RefSeq and is a predicted model, not a curated record. The transcript is spliced from 9 exons. Gene Ontology annotation, cellular component: membrane raft; CD95 death-inducing signaling complex; external side of plasma membrane.